AUGUCGUCGACAGAUGCUGUACCCCUGAAUGGCUCCACAAGGAAACCAUCCACCGCUCCCAAAUCAUCGCGACCGUUAUUCCCGCAGCCGCCUCCCUUGUCACUCGCUCUUUAUCCGCUGACUCUUCUAUUGGGCUCUUUGUACUCGUUGAUAUCUCCAACCGCAAGACCCCUUGCCAACGCAUCCUCUUCACCGGGCGUCGCGCCAGAUUCGGAUACAAACCCCGUCAAUUAUUUCGCGCGCAAGGGGAACAUCUUUAAUGUAUAUUUCGUCAAGGUUGGCUGGCUAUGGACUACGCUGGCUUUCAUAUCUUUGCUCUUAACGCAACCAGCGUUUAACAACAGACUUUUAUCUCCUGGCGCUCGACUGAAGAGGGUGGGACAAGCCACUGGCCGUUAUAUUCUGGUGACAAUAGCCUGGUGGCUGACAACGCAAUGGUUUUUCGGUCCCGGUAUUAUCGACCGUAGCUUUAUUGCUACUGGCGGUAGAUGUGAAAAGUCUAUCGCACCAGGGUCUACAGACUCAAUAUCUGAGUUGGCCGUGGUAUUGACAUCUACAGCUUGCAAGGCGUCAGGAGGUGCCUGGACAGGCGGCCAUGAUGUGAGCGGACACGUAUUCAUGCUUGUUCUUACAAGUGCUUUCUUAUUCUGUGAAUUGCAAGGAGCGUCGGUAGUAGAAGGCGAACUGGAAGAACCAAGAAACAAGCAUCAUGAGAUUGUGCAAAGGGCUUCGUCUGAAAGAUGGGGUCGGAAUUUCACCUUGGCUGUUGGUGGCCUCAGCUGGUGGAUGCUGCUCAUGACAGCAAUCUGGUUUCAUACUUGGCUGGAGAAAGUGACGGGCUUGAUACUCGCGAUUGGAACGGUAUACGUCGUAUACUUCCUUCCCCGAACACUUACCCCGUGGAGAAACAUUAUUGGUAUACCCGGUAGAUAA
This is a messenger RNA of Blastomyces dermatitidis ER-3, 933 nucleotides long. RefSeq names its product inositol phospholipid biosynthesis protein Scs3. The record is from RefSeq and is a predicted model, not a curated record. Gene Ontology annotation, cellular component: endoplasmic reticulum membrane. The transcript has 2 exons. The coding region runs from base 1 to 933 and encodes 310 amino acids. Lineage: Eukaryota; Fungi; Ascomycota; Eurotiomycetes; Onygenales; Ajellomycetaceae. Gene Ontology annotation, biological process: lipid droplet organization; lipid storage; phospholipid biosynthetic process.